GCUAGAGGAAUUUAUCAAUGAUAGUAUUGAUUUGCUAGAGUAAAGUUGUAAUAGUUAAACAAGUUGGUAAAAUGGGAAAUUUUCUGGUAAACGGAGGGAGUUUUGACUGCAGGGAGACUGUGUCUGCGUCUGGUCUGGUUCUGGUCAUUCUUGUCCAAGACAUGUAGAUGGAAGUUCCAUCUGAAGUUUGAUUAAAAAAAACGUGUUUUGCCUAUUUUUCAAUUAAAAAGGGCCCGACUGACGAAUAUGCAAUAGUGAUUAUCAUAAAAAACCGUUAAAUUGAAAAAGAGACCGAACGAGGAUUUAUACAGUGUAUAUAUCACAGUUGCGGGUUAUCGUUGAGAUAAAAUCGAUGUUAUGAAAGCCUUAGUGCUUCGUCUCUUGUUCUUGGUCGCCGCGUUUGUACACGGGCUGCUCUCGUUGCACGUACUUUCAGCCGUCCUCGGCCUCCCGAUCUCCGUCUUCAGGCCGUCUUCAGACUGAAAUGGGCGCCGGCUCCAAAUGCAAUUCCUGCGGCUCUUCGGAGCUCGAGGUCGACCCCAGCCGGGGCGACACAGUCUGCACCAACUGCGGCACAGUCUUAGAAGACUCGGUCAUAGUCUCGGAGGUGCAGUUCGAGGAGAAUUCGCACGGCAUCAGCUCGGCUAUAGGACAAUUCGUCAGUUCAGACUCGUCAGGCGGUUGCAGGGGGUUUGGAAACAAUUUUCAUUCUGGAGGUGUUCGCGAAUCGAGGGACAUCACACUUGAAAAUGCAAAACGCGGUAUAACCACAUUAUCGCAGAAUCUAAGGCUGAAUCAACACUGCAUCGACACAGCUUUCAAUUUCUACAAAAUGGCUCUUAGCCGGCAUUUAACGCGAGGGAGGAAACACACUCACAUUGUAGCAGCUUGUGUAUACAUAACUUGCAGAAUCGAAGGGACACCUCAUCUGCUCAUAGAUUUCAGUGACGUACUGCAGAUCUGUGCUUUCGAACUCGGUCGAACUUACCUCAAGCUUUCCCAGGCGCUGUGCAUCAAUGUUCCUGCUUUGGAUCCUUGCAUGUACGUGCUCCGGUUCGCGAACAAGCUCGAGUUCGGCGAGAAGACCCACGAAGUGACCAUGACCGCCCUUCGACUCGUCCAGAGGAUGAAAAGGGAUUCGAUGCACUACGGAAGAAGGCCAUCUGGAAUCUGCGGAGCAGCGUUACUGAUGGCUGCAAGGUUACACGAGUUUAACAGGACGGUCGGUGAUAUUGUAAAAGUGGUUCAAGUUCAUGAGACUACACUUAGAAAGAGGUUGGUUGAAUUCGGUGAAACGCCGUCCAGUUCCCUGACCCUCACGGAAUUCAUGACGGUGGAUCUUGAAGAAGAGCAGGACCCACCUUCAUACAAGGCUGCAAGGGCCAAAGACCGCGAAAGGCUCAAGGGCUUCGAGGACAAAGAAAGGCUGAAACAGUUCGCCCGGCUUCAGUCUGAAAUUGAAAAACACAUCAUUGAGAAAAAGAAACGCAAGUUAUCACUCGAAGAAACUACAAAUGAUGAGGAGGGGGACCUAAACAAUUUUAUUUCCCAGUCAACCCUGGAUAUCCUAGAAAAUAUAGAGGAGGAUGAAGACAUAGGAACUGACGCUUGUGACACAGUUGGUUUAGGUCCGAGUAUUGAGUCGAUGGGACUCGUUGAAAACCACGAAUCCCCUCUGGAUUUUAAUUACGAGUGUAUCGGAGGUGAGCUUGACACAGAGGGACUCGAUGAUUCAGAGCUUGACGCUUACAUCAUGACAGAAGGCGAGUCAGAAGGGAAAGGCGCCAUCUGGACGAAGAACAAUGCAGAUUACCUUAAGGCCAAGCAGGAGAAAGAGGAAAAACUAAGAAAAGAGCAAGAGGACGGGAAAGCUCCUGACAAAAAGAAAAGAAGAAUAAUGAAUAAAAAAAAGGCAUCAUUAAUACCGGCAAACUCCGCAGGAGAAGCAAUUGAAAAAAUGCUGCAGGAGAAAAAAAUAUCAACGAAAAUAAAUUAUGAUGUUCUCAAGAGUUUGAAGAUAAACUUGAAGCCUGAUGGCUUGUCUGGUAGCCUGGAAGGAAUGAAAGCUGAGGUGAUAUCUAAAGAGGAACUUUUGUCUUCGGUACGAGAGCAAUUGCCUCAAGAGGAGGAUCCCACUCAGAAAUCGAUCGAAAUUCCCUCAUCACCAAAGAUCGUGGAGAAAAGUAAAACGCCUGAUGUAGCAUCACCCCAAAGGUCACCGACUGAAAAACGUGUUCAGGAAAUGAACAAUGACAAGCCACCUGUUGACAAUCAAACCAUUAACCAUGACGAUGUGGAUUUGGAUGAUGAUGAAUUUGAAGCGGAAGAAGCGGGCGGAGGUGUUAUGUCAGUAGCACAAAUGCUGAGCCAGUAUAACGGAGAGGAAGACUGUGAUGGGAAUUAUUAUGAUUAUGAUGAUGAUGAUUAUUAGGAUGUAGUUUUGCAUUGUAAUUUUAUUUAAUUGGU
This is a messenger RNA of Cimex lectularius (bed bug), 2466 nucleotides long. It is a transcript of the gene Brf, whose product is annotated as transcription factor IIIB 90 kDa subunit. Bases 485 to 2431 code for a protein of 648 amino acids. The record is from RefSeq and is a predicted model, not a curated record. Gene Ontology annotation, cellular component: transcription factor TFIIIB complex; nucleus; transcription preinitiation complex. Gene Ontology annotation, biological process: DNA-templated transcription initiation; transcription by RNA polymerase III; transcription preinitiation complex assembly. The transcript has 14 exons. NCBI's taxonomy places the organism in Eukaryota, Metazoa, Arthropoda, Insecta, Hemiptera, Cimicidae. Gene Ontology annotation, molecular function: RNA polymerase III general transcription initiation factor activity; TBP-class protein binding; RNA polymerase III type 3 promoter sequence-specific DNA binding.